Leishmania mexicana MHOM/GT/2001/U1103 is the source of this 1365-nucleotide messenger RNA. RefSeq lists its product as hypothetical. Bases 1 to 1365 code for a protein of 454 amino acids. The record is from RefSeq and is a predicted model, not a curated record. Gene Ontology annotation, cellular component: nucleus. The transcript has a single exon. NCBI's taxonomy places the organism in Eukaryota, Euglenozoa, Kinetoplastea, Trypanosomatida, Trypanosomatidae. Gene Ontology annotation, biological process: dGTP catabolic process. Gene Ontology annotation, molecular function: dGTPase activity.
AUGUUGCGCAAGCACCGUACCCGGGAGCUCACCAUCCUCGAUCGUGUCUAUGAGCACAUUAGCCUGCCGCCGCUCGUCGUGGCGGCGAUCGACACGCCGGCCUUCCAGCGACUGCGGUCAUUGCACCAGCUCGGCGCAUCCUCCUUCCUGUACCCCGGCGCCGUGCACACGCGCUUUGAGCACAGCAUCGGUGUCGCCCACAUGGCCCGCACGCUUCUGCUGAAUAUCCAACACCACCAGCCGGACCUGGGCCUGAGUGAGGUGGACAUCGAGCUCGGCAUGCUGGCGGGGCUGCUCCACGACGUCGGCCACGGUCCCUUUUCUCACUUGUUCGAGGACGUCGUCUCGCGCCGCUGCGGCAUCGAGUUCAACCAUGAAGACAUGUCGGAGAAGAUUGCGCGGCGUGUGCUCGGCGACCUGGUCCCGCAGACGCACGUGGACGUGGUCGUGGGGCUGAUGCGCGGCAAGGCGUUGCUGGGUAUCACAUACGGCGAGAUCAUCAGCAACAAGCGGAACGGCAUCGAUGUGGACCGUCUCGACUACUUUAUUCGCGACUCGAUGUGCUGCUUCGGCAAGCCUACCGUCGACGUGCGCGUAAACCGACUCUUCAACUCUGCACGCAUAGUGUGCGAGGAGGGUCAGUGGCAGCUGGCCUUUGAGCAGAAGUUGGCCCUCUCCCUCCGCGAGAUCUUCACGCUGCGGGCGAAGCUGCACAAGAACGUGUACCAGCAUCAAGUCACAAAGGCGAUUGGCCACAUGAUCGGGGACAUCAUCCACGCUGCGGCACCGCACUUUAGGGUGGGCGGCCGCACCCUCGUCGAGUGUGCUCGGGAUGAGACACUCUUUCUGAAACUCGGCGACUGGAUUUUGGAGGCGAUUGAGGCGAGCGAGGACCCGCACCUGGCCGAGGCGCAUGCCAUUCUGCGCCGCCUCCGCACCCGCGACAUCUACCGCGUCGCCUACUCGUCCGCUCUGGACAUCACGAUGCGGGCGCAAAUGGCGGCGGUGGACUGGCCAGCGGCCAUUCUCGAGCAUGCACACCCGUCGUUCCCGCUCAACGCGGACGACUUUAUUGCGGAGGUAGUUGCGAUCAACCAGGGCAAGGGUACGGCAGACCCGCUGGAGUCCGUGCUCUUCUUCAACCCCAAGAAGCCAUCACAGCCUCUCACGCGACUGAAACCUGCAGAGGACCUAAAGCACGGCAGCCCGCUCUUUACCCCGCUCCAGUUUGAAGAGCGUACGCUCAUGGUGUUUGAGCGCCGCCCAACGAACGGGGCGGUGCGGUGCGCCUGCGAGCGACUCAACGCUGACCCACAGUACGCCGCUUUCUUCACCGAAUCCCUGCCCUUCUACAAUACAAAGUAA